Didymodactylos carnosus is the source of this 327-nucleotide messenger RNA. The record is from the annotation of a GenBank genome assembly. Lineage: Eukaryota; Metazoa; Rotifera; Eurotatoria; Philodinida; Philodinidae.
AUGUUGCGUACAUCAUCAUUUACAUUAACCGUUUUUCGUUAUCCGUUAUUACAGCAAAUAAUUCGUUUCUCAUCCACAGAUGCUACAGCCGGUUCGAUCAAUGCUGGCCAUGACAAAUUUGCUGAACGUGAACAAGCAUUAGAAAAUCAAUAUUUUCGAAAACAAAGUGAAGAAUUAAUCAAAAAUUUACAAACAAAGCACGACGAUUUGAGUCGUAGAACACAAGAUUUGACACGUGAACAAAAAGAACUUCGAGACGAAAUUGCGAAAUUAGAGGGAUGGUGGAAGCCAAAACAACCCGCAUCAUCAACCCAAACAAAGCAAUAA